Molecule: messenger RNA, 3565 nt
Organism: Onychostoma macrolepis
Lineage: Eukaryota; Metazoa; Chordata; Actinopteri; Cypriniformes; Cyprinidae
Gene: loxl3a
Product: lysyl oxidase-like 3a
Exons: 15
Coding region: 447-2822 (791 amino acids)
Biological process (GO): peptidyl-lysine oxidation
Cellular component (GO): membrane
Molecular function (GO): copper ion binding; protein-lysine 6-oxidase activity
Source: RefSeq, a predicted model, not a curated record
AAAUGCAUGUGAAAUAGAAAAUAGAAACUUAAAAGGAGAGAGUGGAGAAAUGCUUGAUCAUCCCUCCUACUCCUUGCACACAUGCAUCCUCGGAGAGUCUUUUCCAGAUUAUGCAAAAACAGAUCUGCCAGAAAUGGAGAGGACAUGACGUGACAUUUCCAUUCAGUGACUCUGAGAGAGACCUCUACAUAAGACCUGCCUCCUCAUAAACCUGUGAACCGGGCAGAUACACAGCAGUCCCAGCUCAACCCCUGCAUCCCGCCAGCUCUUUCUCUCUCUCUGUUUGCAGACAGCAACAGCGUCCUGUGAUUUCUCUUGAUGCUCUGGACUUCCACUGACUGAUCAAACUGAGCCCACAACCAGCUGAUUUAUUAGAAAAUCUGUGCAAGUUUCUGUCUCCUGCAUUCAGUUUUUCUUGCUCUCUUCAUCUCUCACACUUUCAAGCCAUGCUGAGAGGAGGAUUGUGGGAUAUGGUGAUUGCCAUGGUGCUAUGGGACUUCUGGCUGCCCUCCUGUCUCGGCCAGACCACCUCACCCUCUCAGGAUGGAAAAAUAAAGUUUCGUCUGGCCGGAUACCCUCGCAAGCACAACGAAGGGAGAGUGGAAGUGUUUUACAACGGAGAGUGGGGCACUAUCUGUGAUGACGACUUCACCUUGGCCAACGCUCAUGUUCUCUGUCGCCAUCUAGGGUUUGUGGAGGCACUAAGCUGGUCGCACAGUGCCAAGUAUGGACCGGGCACUGGUAAAAUCUGGCUGGAUAAUGUCAUGUGUGGAGGAUCGGAAAACAGCAUUGAGAAAUGUGUGUCCCGUGGCUGGGGGAACAGUGACUGCACGCACCAGGAGGACGCAGGGGUGGUUUGUAAAGAUGAGAGACUUCCAGGCUUUGCAGAUUCCAACAUCAUUGAGAUGCAGGUGGAUGAAAACCGAAUGGAGAGGAUUCGUCUGCGUCCGCUCUCAGGUGCCCAUGCCAGCCGUAUGCCUGUGACGGAGGGAGUGAUUGAGGUGAAGUUUAAGGAAGGAUGGGGUCACAUCUGCAACACUGGCUGGACCACCAAGAACUCUCGUGUGGUGUGUGGCAUGAUGGGAUUCCCUUCGCAGAGAACUAUGGUGAAGAAGCCAAGCAGUCUCCAGACUGUGUAUAGGAUCCACUCAGUGGCCUGCACAGGAAAUGAGGCCCAUCUUUCAGCAUGCUCUAUGGAGUUCAGCGAGGCAAACUCUAGCGCCUCCUGUCCCAAUGGAGGAACUGCUGUUGUGAGCUGUGUGCACGGGCCGCUGUUCACACAGGGCAGAGCUCGCAGAGUCAAGCUGAAUCCAAUGUCUCAGGUGCGUCUGAAGGGCGGGGCAAAGACAGGUGAGGGUCGUGUGGAGGUCCUAAAUGGGAGUGAAUGGGGUACGGUGUGUGACGACCACUGGAACCUGCAGUCCGCCAGUGUGGUGUGUAGAGAGCUGGGCUUUGGCACUGCUAAAGAGGCUCUGACUGGAGCACGAAUGGGUCAAGGUAUGGGUCCCAUCUACAUGAAUGAAGUUCAGUGUCAUGGUGAUGAGAAGAGCCUGUGGGACUGUCCUCAUAAGAGCAUCACUGCUGAAGACUGCAAACACAUGGAGGAUGCGUCGGUCAUCUGCAACAUCCCCUACAUGGGCUUUGAGAAAUCGAUCCGCCUGACAGGGGGUCGAACGCGGUUGGAAGGGAGGGUUGAGCUGCUGCUCUCUACAGGCAGUGGGGUGAGGGACUGGGGUUUGGUCUGUGGGGAUGGAUGGACGUCUCGGGAGGCCAUGGUAGUGUGCAGACAGCUGGGGUUGGGACAUGCCAGCAGUGGCCUGAGAAUCCGUAUAGUGGGGGGCAGGACGGAUCACGAGGGGCGCGUGGAGGUUCAGGUCAAGUCCAGGUGGGGAACUGUAUGCAGUGACAACUGGACCACAAGAGAAGCCAUGGUGGCGUGCAGACAGUUAGGCCUCAGAUACUGCCUGCAUGCUAUCACUGAAACGUGGUACUGGGACAGCAGUAAUGUGACGGAGAUGGUUCUGAGCGGAGUGAAGUGUAAAGGAGAUGAGAUGACUCUGACCGACUGUCAGCAUCAUUCUGUCGUCAGCUGCAAAAGAGCGGGAGCGCAGUUCUCCGCUGGCGUCAUUUGCUCAGACACGGCUUCGGACCUUGUUCUGAAUGCUCCACUGGUGGAGCAGACGGUUUACAUCGAAGACCGACCCCUGCACUUGCUGUACUGCGCAGCAGAGGAGAACUGCCUGACCAAAUCAGCUGCUCAAGCCAACUGGCCGUACGGCAACCGCCGCCUGCUGCGCUUCUCCUCUGAGAUACACAACAUCGGCAAGGCUGACUUCCGGCCACGACUCGGCCGCCACUCCUGGGUGUGGCACGAAUGCCAUAGGCACUAUCAUAGUAUGGAUAUCUUCACCUAUUAUGACCUACUGUCUCUAAAUGGGACCAAAGUGGCAGACGGACAUAAAGCCAGCUUCUGCCUAGAAGACACAGCGUGCCAUGAAGGUGUUUCAAAACACUACGAGUGCGCCAACUUUGGCGAGCAGGGCAUCACAGUGGGCUGCUGGGACUUGUACAGACAUGAUAUUGACUGCCAGUGGAUUGACAUUACGGAUGUUAAACCAGGAAACUACAUUCUACAGGUCAUAAUAAACCCCAACUUUGAGGUAGCUGAGAGCGACUUCACCAACAACGCUAUGCGAUGCAACUGCAAAUACGAUGGCAACCGUGUCUGGUUGCAUAAAUGUCAUCUUGGUGAUUCAUUCAGCGAGGAGGCUGAGAGAGAGUUUGAACAUUAUCCCGGGCAGCUCAACAACAAGAUCUCUUAACAUUUUUGCGAAUGAACCCAGGAACUGCAAUAACCACAUGGCUCUGGACAAAGAGAAACUUUAAUCACUCAACAUUACUAUUUAUUCUCUUUUGAAUCCACUGCUACUGUGGUCCAGUCAGAUGUUGUCAUGCUGAGUUUACGUUUAGAUCAGGUCAUCAGAAAUCAUCAUGUAGCCAAGGGCCUCAGAGACAGAACACAGCUGUGAUUGUGGCCUGGGCUUUUGUCCAUGCAAAUGUAAGUGGUUGGUCUAGAGGAAGACAGUGGCUAUACACUUCCUCUUGUACAAAUGCUGAACACUUCAGAGCAGAUGUACACGUGAAACACCAGUUUCCUUUAAUGAAUUUUUAACAUGCAUCAGGGAAUUAUAAAAGAUGCUUUAUAUACGUUUACAGACUGUGAUUGUUGAUGGAGUAGAAGGCUUCUUCACAGUAUGUGCAUUUAUGUGUAUGCCCAUGCAGGAUUUGUGUGUGCCAUGUGUGUAUAUUUGUAUAUUUCUGGAAUGUCCUAUAAUCACGUUUGUAAAAUAUACAAAUCUGCACUUUUACAAACCUUCUUGGUGUCACUUGAAUCAUCUUCUCUGCCUACAUUCAGAUCUAAAAAACAAAAAAAAAACUAUAAAAUGCAAAAAGGUUUGAACAUGUUGCAGUUUCUGGGCAUUUCUCAAAGCUGGAUUCAAAUGAAAGCCAGAUGACUAAGGUAAAGGCUAUUGAAAACUCUACAAUGAUUCAGAACUGAGACUGA